Molecule: messenger RNA, 3528 nt
Organism: Kwoniella shivajii
Lineage: Eukaryota; Fungi; Basidiomycota; Tremellomycetes; Tremellales; Cryptococcaceae
Exons: 3
Coding region: 1-3528 (1175 amino acids)
Source: RefSeq, a predicted model, not a curated record
AUGUCACUCUGCAAGCAAUGUUCCCGUACACAAGGCGAAUCGAUCAAUCUCGAACCUGAUCCAUUAGGUAAUUGGGCUUGUCCAAAUUGUGGUCUUAUAGAUCAGAGAGUCACCGAACAAUCUCAAUAUGUUAGUGUAUCAAACGUUAUUGGAAGUAUCAUAGAUGAGGAUAGUAGAUUACAAACAAGAGAACAAUUAGAUAGGGUAGAAUACAAAUUCAAAGAAGGAGUAGAAGAUUUGCUCAACCUGUAUCUCGGUAUAAGAUCUCCACAUACUAGUAUCAUAGGUGGUCCAGGUGAAACACUUCGAAAUGGUGCUAAACAGUGGUUUGAACGUAUGAGAGAAAUGGAAAAAGAACAUUAUGGAAGAGUACAUCUCCUUCAUCGAGCUCAAGUAAGAAGAACAAAAUACCUGGUCGCCGUAGCUAUCAAGUUCGCUGCACAGGAAAGUUCAGUCAUAAUCCUUCAAAAUAAACUACAAGCAUCGGGGAUCAAGAGGAAGAAAAGGGAUAUACCAAUGUAUACUAAAGGUGAUGAAAAAGUCAAGAAUCCAACUUUAUGGGAAAUGUUUCGUCGUGCGAAUUCUUUCGCGGAGGAUAGUUUCGGUCAUUUAGAUUCUCUGGAAUACCUAAAAACUAUAUUUGCUCGUUAUUCCAGAUUCGUCAACUUCGUCCUCACACCACUUGAAUCUAACCUCCUAUACGUCAUGCAAAUCAGCAACCGACUCCGAACACUUAUGGAAUUACCAUUCGAAGAAAGGUUGAAACAACUGAAAACGAAACCGAAAAUCACUAAAGGCGAAAGAGAUUGGUCCAUUAGCGAUUUCAAUUAUUUUGAUGAUUUCAACUGGGAUAAGGUUGUACCCCAUGCUUUCCAUCUCUAUCAAAUUCAAGAAUGCGUCAGAUUGUGGGGAAACAAAAGCAGUCCAUCGAUAUCCAUUGCCCUAACUCAAUGGGCCAUUCAAAGUGCAUCUGAAAAUGUUAUGCCUCAGUAUUCAUCUUUUCAACGUGAACUCGCGGCUGAAUAUGAUCGGCAACAAUGGGUAUCAGCAGAACGAUUUAGAGAUAUGAGAAAUAUGUUAAUUGCUUGGUCGACCUCAAUUUCAGAUGCUGGUAUACCAUUCCCAAUAAUGUCUUUGCCCAGUAAAGGUGGAUUUGGUGAUGGGACUUUAGGAUUUAACGGAGAUAGAAGAAGACCUAUUCCGGAAAUUGAUCUGGCAGUAGCUGCCGCUCCUGUUCUAGUUGCCCAUUGGCCUAGAGUACUCAAAGCUAGACUUAGAUUUAGAAUGACUGUCAUGGCAUUAGAAGAUGAAAUUUGGUUAUCUAGAAAGUUGUUCGUGGUUUCAGCUCAAAUAUAUCAUUAUAAACAAGAUCCACUAGCUCAACAAACCAGAGCACAAAUGAUACAAAGACCUCCAUCCGCAAUAUCAAACCCAAAAUCCGUCAAACCUCGUGUAUCUUACAAGUACAAAAAUCAUGCCGAAGCUGCAAGAAAAGCGAUAGCUCAAUUUGAACCACUUGCAAAAGCAAGAUCCAGACUGCCUUCCGUUAUAGGGUGGAAUCCCAAUGUGGUCAAUGCGCAAUAUCGCAACUACAUCUCAUCUGGAUCAACAAUUACAGCAACCCCUCCAUGGCCAAGACCGCCUGCCUCCCAAUUUGUUCCUCCACCGGAGGAAAAAUCAUUACAGAGGAUGAUUGAUGAACCUGAUCCAUCGUCGGAUGAAGCAGAAGACUACAGUAGCGAUGAAGGUCAAGAUGGACCAUACGCUGGAGUCUCCCCACCCAGUCUUGCUCAAAUCAACGCAAAUGCCAAAGCUGUAGUAAAUGGAAAACAACCUUUCGCCUUUACUAUCGGUCCGAAAGGUUUCAACAUCGAUAAUCAUUCAGCGCCACCCAUUAUACAGCCAACAAACCAACUUCGCAUCGCUCUUGACUCGUCUUCCGAUCUCUCCCAUUCUCCGGUACUUAUGUCCCGUAACUCCUCUCUCGAUUCUACGUCUGGUGCUGGAUCCGCUUCUGAAGCAGAAACAGCAAUCAGACAUCCUCAUGGUAGAUUAGGUGUUACCGACUCACUCAGUACACCUGCAGCUAGUGCUCAUUCAUCGCCUCGAAUGAAUCAAGUAUCAUCUUCAUAUGGAAGUUUGAAGGCUUCCCCUUCUCCAUCUUCCUUACCAAGGGUGAUCCCUUCCAGUCCUGCUGGACAAACGCCAUCACGCACCAUGUCUUCUGCAGGAUCAACAUAUGGACCAAGGGCACCUGUCGAAGAUGCUCAUGUAGGAUUGUUGAUUCGUGAAAGAGAAGAGUACGUUCAGAUGAGAAUACCACUUUUACAAUCAUCUGGAACGAUAGUCUCUCCGUUAGUGGAACAAUACAUGUGGAAUUGGAUAAGGAGUCAAGUCAAAAUUGGAUCAAUGCCUAAAACCAUAACAACGGAUUAUUUAAGAAGUAUAGGUGUGAACGGUGAUCCAAGAAAAAUCGAUCUAGGUGAAUGGUUACAAUCCCGUAGAUCACAUUGGAGCCCAAUUGAAUGUUUACUAAGAGCUGGAAUCAAGCCUCAAGAACUUCCGAUACAACAUAUACCAUACUCAGUCAUUCAUACUCGACUCCUCCUUCAUCAUUACCCCGGUCCAACACCAUUGAAUCCAAUGAACCAACAGAUCGAUAGUGACCAAUUGGAUAAAGAAUUAGAUAUACUUUUCACGAAAGAAUCGGGAGAAGAUAUAAAUGAUGUUUUGCUCACGGAAAAAGAAGCUAAAAUGAGGAAAGAAAGGUAUAGAAGAAGCGGAAUCUGGGACAUAGAAGAUCCGGUAGCAACUGAAGAUCAUAUCUCUGUCACAUCCAACAGAGAAACUCCAUUCUCCGAUGAACAUUGGGAUAUCGACCGAGAUGUCGAGUUCGAUGCUGAAUCCAUGUCCUCAAACUCGGUGUCAUAUUAUAACCCACCAUUAUCACCGUUAUCAAACUCAUCAAGAGAAAGCAGAAGUACCACUAUCACUACCACUACCACUACCACCACUACCGGUAUGAGUGUUCGAACUUCUAGUAAUUACAACACGAAUGCGAAACAAGCCAAAAGAGAUUUAUUCAAAAUACGUAGUCGGUUGAUAUCUACUACAGGAAGAAAACAGUUUGAAGGCAUCGGGCCGUUAUUGAAGAUGAACAAAAGGAGCAGACCAGUAACCAAUGGCGCUGGUUUAGAGGAGAAUGGCGGGGGUGAAGAAGACGAAGAAGAGGAAGAGCUGGACGUUGACGAUGAGUACGGAGGACUGGUUGGACUGAAUUGGAAAGAAAUGGGAUUAAGUGAAGAAUUCGAUGAUAACGAUAACGAAAAUGGUAACGACAACGACAAUGACAACGACCAUGAUGACAUGGAAGAGGGACAGGGGAUGAUCCCGAAAGGCAGAGGAGGCAGAGGUAGAGGUAAAGUGAACGCGUCACGGAAGAGGAAAAGAGGCAAAGACGACGAUGAUGACGAGUAUAGUGGUCACACUAUCACUAGUCGCGAGAAGAAGGGAAGGGUACAAUCUUAG